GGUUUUUAUUUUUUCUUCUGAAAGUUAUGAAUGUUGAUGGUUGUUCCUGAUGUGCUCUGUGUUUCAGCGGUUCAGGAUCUCUGGGAUGUGACGUACUCUUCUAAGCAGAUCUGUGCCCGUAAAGGAUCGACUGUGGAGAUGAGCUGCACCUUUCCAUACCCAGAGGGAAUAAACGAGGAAGUUAACACACUUCAGGAAACAUUUUGGUCUACUGAUGAGCCUGAAUAUAAAGUGGAUGUUAAAGAAGACUCCAAGUAUUCAGGCCGUGUGCAGAAUACCUGUGUGGGGAACAACUGUACUCUGAGAAUCACAGACGUGAGAGAGACAGACACGGCUUUCUACAGGUUCAUAUCGAAAACAAACAUCAGCAGAUAUUUAAUUAGAUCUGGGGUCGUCCUGACUGUCACAGAUCUCCAGGUGCAGGUGAUCAGACUUGCGGCUCGACUCUUCUUUAUGUGUCUCAACGGAUGUUCUGAUGAAACCAUCUGGUUCAAGAAUGGAAAGGAAAUCAAAAAUGAAACAUCAGAUCUUUAUUCAUCAGAGCAGGUUCUUCAGACAGACAGUUAUUCCUGUGCUGUACGAGGACAUGAGAAGUUCCCGUCUCCUCCAGUGUAUGCUCCAAAGCCUCCUUCUGUGUCAGUGAGUUCCCACGAUGAGAUAGUGGAGGGCACUUCAGUCAAUCUGACCUGCGGAUGGACCUCUAAACCCUAA
This is a messenger RNA of Labrus bergylta (ballan wrasse), 711 nucleotides long. NCBI's taxonomy places the organism in Eukaryota, Metazoa, Chordata, Actinopteri, Labriformes, Labridae. The record is from RefSeq and is a predicted model, not a curated record.